ACACAUCCUCAAGCUGCUUCUGUGAUUGGAUGAGCGCCCCGAGGAUGUCACUUGGCUACCGAAUGAGAAAUUGAACACAUUAACGGAAAUCCAGCCCUUGAAUUUUACUGGCCGUUUCCGUGUGGCAUUCAGAUAGUCAUGAGUGAGGUUUACAGCAAAUAAAGGUAGCCAUUGGGUUCUUGGUACAUCUUUCUAGUGGCGAAGACCAGUCUCAUUUUCGUUGGUACGGAAGCCGAGAGAGGACGGGUUGGUUACGCGGCGGCGGUGGGUCUCCACCCGAGAGUAUGGCGGCCAGGAUUGUAUUGGUGAGCGCAUAAGGAACGGGAAGAGGUGGUGAAAAUAAUCAGAACGCUUGUAUUAUUAACUUUUAAAAUAGGAUGUAUUUAUCAACAGUUGUUGAGUUAAUACGCGCCAGUCUUCUUUCAGAAUCCAUCAUCAGGAACCGUCCUGUUUUUUCACCAAUGUCUUCGCUGGAGCAAGUUUUGUUUUUAUGAUGCAUAGAAUGGUAAGAGAAGCAGAUGAAAAACCACACGUUUCACAUUGUCCCGCGUUUUGAUAGCUUGUAAUGCACAUUUUGAAGUUGCCUGGGGGAAUUUCUACAAUGAAAUCCAUCUUCGGUCAGCAAGGCUUUGUGUUCUGCUUUUGUAUUUGCCAUUGCUGAACGGUAGUAAGGAAGGCAAUAUUUUUUUAUAUCCGUUUAAAAAAUGGAACACGAAUAAAUGUUAUUUGCGCGGGGAUAGCUUUCGACAAUCUCUUGAAAUCAUCAACUAACAAGGGAGCAAUGCGCGAGUACAAAGUGGUGGUCCUUGGCAGCGGUGGGGUCGGGAAAUCCGCCCUCACUGUUCAGUUUGUCACCGGGACUUUUAUUGAGAAAUACGACCCGACCAUAGAGGAUUUUUACCGCAAAGAAAUAGAGGUGGAUUCCUCACCCUCUGUUCUGGAGAUUCUUGACACUGCUGGUACUGAACAGUUCGCAUCCAUGCGGGACCUUUACAUCAAAAAUGGCCAAGGCUUCAUACUUGUCUACAGUCUUGUCAACCAGCAGAGCUUCCAAGACAUCAAACCCAUGAGGGACCAGAUCAUCAGAGUGAAAAGGUACGAGAAGGUCCCAGUGAUCCUGGUGGGGAACAAAGUGGACCUGGAGAGUGAGAGGGAGGUGUCGGCCAGCGAGGGCCAGGCUCUGGCCGAGGAGUGGGGCUGUCCCUUCAUGGAGACCUCGGCCAAGAGCAAAACCAUGGUGGACGAACUGUUUGCCGAGAUUGUUCGGCAGAUGGACUACGCCGCCCAGCCAGACAAGAAUGACCCAUGCUGCUCCUCCUGCAAUAUACAAUAGCCCCAGGGCCUAGGGCGACGCCAGGGGAGAGGACGUAGCCCCAGGGCCUAGGGCGACGCCAGGGGAGAGAGGACAUAGCCCUAGGGCGACACCAGGGGAGAGAGGACGUACCCCCAGGGCCUAGGGCGACGCCAGGGGAGAGAGGACAUAGCCCUAGGGCGACACCGGGGGAGAGAGGACGUACCCCCAGGGCCUAGGGCGACGCUAGUGGCCAGUGGAGAGAGAACAUAGCCCCAGGGUCUAGCGGGACGCCAGGGGAGAGAAGGAGUCUGCAUACAGGAUGAUUCACAGAGAGGAGGACAAUACUUACACCAACAACAGCGACGAUUAACAAACACAUGGUAGAAAUGUGGUGGAAUUGAACUCUUCGGUGCAUAAAAUCAGUCAUGAUGUAAUUAAUGAUAUGUUCAUAAUUAAUAGAGUUAAAUUAGGAAUUCAAAGGAUUUGCCUCGAGAGAAAUUGACAAACAAACAGGACUAAAGAAAAGUCCACUCGCUUUAUGUUAUCCUGUUUUCUCCGUCUUGAGUCGUCUGUCGGAAUUACUGAACAGGAUGUGGACUCUUUAUGCUGUUCUGCGAUCAUUAAUAUGUUUCUUUAACAUAGUUUCAGUUUUGUUGAUAUGACCCAGUUUUUCUCUCAGCACAUUGAGCUUCUUUCUCCGUUUUAACUGACAGAGCAGAAGAUAAAUUCAGAUCUACUUGUUUGAAACAUGGCUGAGUAAUUGAUUUGUGUACUAGGUUUCUCUGUGCAGGAAAAGAGAAAGUCUACCUACCUUUUAUCCAAUGAGAUGUGUUGUACUCAUCACUAGGCCAGAAUCAAAGAGGUGACUUGAAUGAGCCUCUUUUUAAUUUUCUCUUUUAUUUGUUUUGCGGAAGGGGUAGCUGUUGUCUUGCUUCCUGUUUUCCCCUUUUGGAGGUGUUGUGUUAAGUGUAGCAGAGGUGUCUGUCACAUAAUCCUGUCUUUUGUUUUGGUGUCAGUAAGUUCUGACGACAGAUUGCUGAAUAUUGUAACCGUUUCAUUCAGAUGGUACUAGGAGGACUCCAUCUUUCAGUAUUUGAAUAUCUCUACAGACUCUAGAAACGGUUUACUUUUCAGUAAUGGGUGCCAUCCCACAUCCUCUCCAUUGAAUUUGAUUUUGAUUGGGUAUCACAAUGAAAUGGGGUGCAACGUUUUCUCAACAUCCCACUCCUCUUUAAGUAUUCAAAUGUAUAGUAGUAACAGUAAUGAUGAUGAUGAUGAUGAUAAUUGUUAUUUAACAGUAGUGUAAAUAUUUUGUCUGGAAAGUUCCAGCUCCUACGAAGACACUGACUGAACUGUUGUCAACCGUAUCAGUGGAGGCUGCUGAGGGGAGAACAGCGUUUUAAUAAUGCCUGUAACGGAGCAAAUGGAAUGGCAUCAAACACCUGGAAACUAUGUGUUUGAUAUCAUUCCACAGAUUCCGUUCCAGCCAUUACCACAAGCACAUCCUCCCCAAUUAACGUGCCACCAACCUCCUGUGAACUGUAUGCAUGGCUAGAAAACAAACAAAAAAGAUGACUUUAUCGUUUGAGAUUAUUAUAGCCUGUGUAAACUUAGAAACCAGACACAUGCACAUCUGGGUCCGGACACUGUCUCAACUACACAUGGUUGUAGGCCAUGGGGAGCCAGACCUUCCCUGGGUUACCAUUUUCAUUGUUCAUUUGAUCUCAUUUUUAUGUCACCAUUUACUCUUUCUCCCUCCCUAAAUGAAUGGAUGAAUGACACUUCCAUUUAGCACCUACACAAUAAAAGUGUGUUUAAAUAACACAAUGCAUUGCAGUGUGAAUGACACUAUUUCUAUGUUUACUUAUUGGAGUGACAGGCACUCUACUCCAUCGCCGGUUUCUCCUCUAAAGUGUUCUGGGAGAGAGAGACAUUUAUCUGGAAGGAAAUGGUUUCCUUUCCAAUGCCACCGCCAGUUCUAAAUAGCACAGUCACUUUGUGAAUUACAAGAACCCAACGUUGAGUGCACAAUGCUUGCUGAAUUAAACUUGACUUUCUUCUUUGUUUA
Molecule: messenger RNA, 3362 nt
Organism: Oncorhynchus kisutch (coho salmon)
Lineage: Eukaryota; Metazoa; Chordata; Actinopteri; Salmoniformes; Salmonidae
Product: ras-related protein Rap-2a-like
Exons: 2
Coding region: 782-1333 (183 amino acids)
Biological process (GO): Rap protein signal transduction
Cellular component (GO): membrane
Molecular function (GO): GTP binding; GTPase activity
Source: RefSeq, a predicted model, not a curated record